Messenger RNA from Amaranthus tricolor (Joseph's coat), 2497 nucleotides. RefSeq names its product serine hydroxymethyltransferase 7-like. Gene Ontology annotation, biological process: folic acid metabolic process; tetrahydrofolate interconversion; L-serine catabolic process. The transcript has 4 exons. Gene Ontology annotation, molecular function: glycine hydroxymethyltransferase activity; serine binding; pyridoxal phosphate binding. The coding region runs from base 302 to 2134 and encodes 610 amino acids. Gene Ontology annotation, cellular component: cytoplasm. Lineage: Eukaryota; Viridiplantae; Streptophyta; Magnoliopsida; Caryophyllales; Amaranthaceae. The record is from RefSeq and is a predicted model, not a curated record.
AAAAAAUUCCCAUGAUGAAAGGAAUAACGUCCAGGUGCAUCCUCCCUUCACGUCUGACCUGCAUCUACCCGUUCUUCUUCUAUGAAUCAAUCAAACUUCCCCCCAUCUCUUUCAUUUUUCCAUCAUCCUUCUUCUCCUCACUUUUCACUCUACAAUCCCUAUUUCUUUCUUAGGGUUUCCUUCCUGUUUUUGGUAAAUUCACAUCUCAAUCUCAAUUCCCAAUUCUUCAGUCUUCUUCUUUGAGGCCUUUGAUUGUUGAUACUUGUAUAUUUUCUUAAAUUGUUCAAAAUUGUUAUUGAUUAUGGAUUUUUCUCACUCUCAAUCGAAUCUUUCUUUAGGGUUUCUUUCUCACUCUACGCAUGCUUCCGCACCGAUGCCAUACCCUAAUCGAAGUUUGGUUAGUGAUGAUUCUAUUUCGUUUCAGAUUGAAUCGAGGUCGCGCGAGUCAUCUAUACCGAUUUCUUCUAUUCCGUUGCAAUUGUUGGAGCAAACUGCUCAAAAUUGUAGAAACAACGCCAAUGGAACUGUUGAGGGGAGAGAAUUUGUUGAUGAGGAUGCUGAGGAUAAAGAGGAAAGGAAUCACGUGGAUGAUGAAGAAGUUGAAGAAUUUCGUAUUCUUGGUCAUCCCAUGUGUCUGAAACGACGUCGUGAUAGGGAGGAUUCGGUGUCUUCUUCUACAUCAACUGCAAAACGCGUAUUUGUUGAUUCAAGCCUUGAUUCGCGUCGUUGUGCUGUUAAAUCAUGGGGGAAUCAAUCCCUGCGAUUGGCUGAUCCUGAAAUAUAUGAUAUUAUGGAAAGAGAAAAGCUAAGGCAAUGUAAAGGAAUCGAAUUGAUUGCUUCAGAGAAUUUCGUGUGCAAAGCUGUGAUGGAAGCUUUAGGUAGUUUCUUAACAAAUAAGUACUCAGAAGGAAUGCCUGGUCAGAGGUACUAUGGAGGAAAUCAGAACAUUGAUGACAUUGAAAUUCUCUGUUGUGAACGAGCAUUGGCUGCUUUUGAUCUUAGUUCUGAGAAUUGGGGUGUAAAUGUUCAGCCAUAUUCAUGUACCUCUGCAAAUUUUGCUGUUUACACUGGGCUUUUACUUCCAGGAGAUCGAAUAAUGGGUUUGGACACCCUUUCCGGAGGGAAUACUAGUCAUGGUUGUUAUACUCCGAAUGGAAGAAAGGUUUCUGGAGCUUCAAUUUUCUUUGAGAGCUUACCUUAUAAGGUUAAUCCUAAAACUGGGUAUGUAGAUUAUGAUAAGCUGGAGGAAAGGGCUCUUGAUUUUCGUCCUAAGAUACUAAUAUGCGGUGGUAGUUCUUAUCCCCGUGACUGGGAUUAUGCUAGGUUGAAGCAAAUCUCUGAUAAGUGUGGCGCCAUUUUGAUGUGCGAUAUGGCUCAAAUUAGCGGUCUUAUUGCUGCUAAGGAAUGUAUCAGUCCUUUUGAAUAUUGUGAUAUUGUUACGUCUACAACUCAUAAGAGUCUACGAGGUCCUAGAGGAGGAAUAAUAUUUUAUAGGAAGGGCAAGAAACCAAGGAAGAAAAGCUUGUUGUUGAGUCCAUCUGAUGAUUGUGAGCUAUAUGACUAUGAGGAUAAGAUAAAUUUUGCUGUUUUCCCAGCUUUACAAGGUGGUCCUCACAACAACCACAUUGCUGCGCUUGCUAUUGCCUUGAAACAAGUUGCUACCCCCGAGUAUAAGGCAUACAUGCAACAAGUUAAGAGAAAUGCUCAGGCUUUGGCAUCAGCUUUAUUGCGAAGAAAAUGUCAGCUAAUAACUGGGGGAACUGAUAAUCACUUGCUACUUUGGGACCUAAGGCCCCUUGGUUUGACAGGUAAGAACUUUGAGAAGGUAUGUGAAACAUGUCACAUUACUCUAAAUAAGGUUGCUUUGUUUGGUGACAAUGGCACUAUGACACCUGGUGGUGUAAGGAUCGGUACCCCUGCAAUGACAACAAGGGGCUGUGUAGAAUCUGACUUUGAAGUGGUUGCCGACUUUCUUGUUCGAGCUGCCCAAAUCACGAGUUUAGUGCAGAGAGAGCAUGGAAAAAAGCAGGAAUGCUUUCUAAAGGGUUUGCAAAGCAACAAGGACAUCAUCGAUUUACGUUCUCGCAUAGAAGCUUUUGCUUCUCAAUUUGCCAUGCCAGGGUUUGAUGUGUAGUCGUGAAUAAUACAAGUACACCAUCCUGCUUUUUCAAUCUUUUCUAUUUAGAAGUACCAAGGUCACCCACCAUUUGCAUAGUUCACCCUUCUCUUUUCACCGUCCUUCGAUAUGGAUGAUUUGUUUGAUCUUCUUGAUCAUGAUCGACAUGGCUAUUGGUCUCAGCAGGCGGGAUAAAUUUUGUCUUUGCUCACACGUGAUACAAUAGAUCCUUGAUACAAUAGUAUCUAAAUCCUUUUUAGGUUCUUAUGGCAGCAUAGAGGGUUUCUUCUUAAUUGUUGUUUCACCAUUUUAUUUAUGUACAGUCAAAAUCAGGUAUUCAAUACAUUGGUACAGCAGUGAAGUUAUACUUUGAAGUUUAAA